Molecule: messenger RNA, 5987 nt
Organism: Poecilia latipinna (sailfin molly)
Lineage: Eukaryota; Metazoa; Chordata; Actinopteri; Cyprinodontiformes; Poeciliidae
Product: protein phosphatase 1H-like
Exons: 10
Coding region: 393-1976 (527 amino acids)
Biological process (GO): protein dephosphorylation
Cellular component (GO): mitochondrion
Molecular function (GO): [pyruvate dehydrogenase (acetyl-transferring)]-phosphatase activity
Source: RefSeq, a predicted model, not a curated record
CAGUGCUCAUCCAUGGAUGCGUCACGUGACCCCUUAAUCUCCCACCGUAUUUCCGCGUUCACGCCGUUAUCAAUGACUCUUUAUGGAGGUGUACCAGCAGCAGCGUCGCUGUUAUUGUUGUUAUUAUUAUCAUCGCCCUGCCCGGUCGCGGCUGAUUGUUGUCUGCUCUGAAUCCAUGAGACCUUAACUACCACAGGAGCUUCCUCCAUCUCCUCCUCAUCCUCAUCCCCCCAGCAGCCACCGCUUCCUUUCGAGCCCUGUCGUCGAGCAGCAGCGCGGACGAGCUGGGGGGGAAUCCGGGGAAAGGGAGCCGCGGCGCCGCGCACCGGCCAACGGACACAGCGUCGCGGCGCGGCGGUGGUGGCGGCGGCGGAGGCGGCGGCAACAACAACAUGCUCACCCGGGUCAAGACGGCCGUGGCCGGGUUCAUGGGUGGGAUUAUGACCGGGGGAAGCUCCGGUGGGGGCGGGAAUUCGUCUUCGGAUUUGCCGCUGAAAUUCCCCUAUAUGAGACCUGAGUUCCUGGGACUCUCCGCGGAUGAAAUCGAGUGCUCCGCGGACCACAUAGCCCGGCCCAUCCUCAUCCUGAAGGAAACCAGGAGAUUACCGUGGGCCACCGGAUACGCUGAGGUGAUCAAUGCUGGUAAGAGUGCGCUGAACGAGGACCAGGCCUGCUGCGAGGUGGUGGUGGCCAGAAGGAGGCCGAUGAGCUACUGUCCCCCUUCCACGCCCAGCAAGACCCCGACGGCCAAGAGACGCAACUCGCUCCCCAACGGCGAGGCCCUGGGGCUCCGCGUGGAACACAUGAUGGGCGAGGAGAGCGAAGGGCUGGUUUUCCACUACUGGGCUUUGUUCGACGGUCACGCCGGCUCAGGCGCGGCGGUCGUCGCCUCCCGCCUGCUGCAGCACCACAUCGCCUGCCAGCUUCAAGCCGUCAUCAAGAUCCUGCGCAACUUCCACUCGCCGCCCCCCACCGUGCUGGGCGAGGAGCCCGACAGCAGCCCCUACCUGCAGGGAAACCCCCCGGGGCCGCACCGCGUCCUGACGCGGGCCGCCUCGCUGCGGGGGGCCGCCGGCGCCCCGAGCUCGCCGAGCAGCACCCCGCCUCCGCCACGCUUCUACAUGGAGAAGAGGGUCCAACACGAGAGCCUGGUGAUCGGAGCGAUAGAGAACGCCUUCAAGGAGAUGGACGCCCAGAUCGAGAGGGAGAAACAAGUGUACAGCAUCAGCGGCGGAUGCACGGCGCUCACCGUGGUUUACCUCCUGGGGAAGCUGUACGUCGGGAACGCAGGCGACAGCAGGGCCAUCAUCAUUAGAGACAACGAGAUCGUUUCCAUGUCGACGGAGUUCACGCCAGAGUCAGAACGGCAGCGACUCCAGUUCCUGGGCUACAUGCAGCCCCAGCUGUUGGGGAACGAGUUCACGCACCUGGAAUUCCCCCGCAGAGUUCAGAGGAAGGAGGUGGGCAAGAGGAUGCUCUACAGGGAUUUCACCAUGAACGGGUGGGCAUACAAGACUGUUGAGGAUGAAGAUCUCAAGUUUCCUCUUAUUUACGGCGAAGGCAAAAAGGCGCGGGUCCUGGCGACCAUCGGUGUGACCCGGGGGCUCGGUGACUACGACCUCAAAGUUCAUGACUCCAACAUUUACAUCAAGCCGUUCCUGUCCUGCAUUCCAGAGGUGAAGGUGUAUAACCUGACGCAGCACAAUCACGGCACCGACGACGUCCUGGUGAUGGGAACCGACGGCCUCUGGGACGUCCUGACCAACGAGGAGGUAGCCGAAGCCGUCAGCGCCUUCCUGUCCAACUGCGACCCCGACGACCUGCACAGGUACACGAUGGCGGCGCAGGACCUGGUGAUGCGAGCGCGGGGCGUGCUGAGGGACAGAGGCUGGAGGAUCACCAACGAGCGGCUGGGCUCCGGAGACGACAUCUCCGUCUUCAUCAUCCCCUUAAUGUACGGCAACCGGCAGCCCUGACCCAGUCUCCGUAAACAUGAACCGGAUCGAUAAGUCCUGCACAGUGACAACUCCUUCUGAUUCCCUAUUUUAUUUAUUUCCCUUUUUUUUUAAAAAAAAAAAAAAAUGAAGGCGAAAAACAAAACAUAAACAGACUCUGCCGGUGUUUCGUUUCUCUGAAUCGGUUUAAAAUUGAAGAAACUGAUAUUUCAAGGUUUUAAAAGGCGGCAAUUCACACGACUACACCUGGACUUCUGAAGUAAGGGGAGGAAGGAAAACUUCUUUCUUGUCCUACAUUUCUCGCCCUUUCUUUCUCUUCCGUCCUGUUUGGUUGAUCUCAUUUCAAGAAUCAUACCGCCGUCGUCUGAACAUGGACGCAGCUGACAGGUCGGCUUUUCUAUCUUUUUUUUUUUCUCUCCGUUUUGCCACAAUGUGGCGUUUGAAGGCUCAGUUGCUGACGAACGGCGUCCUAAGACAAACGUUGAAGGUAACCCGAUCGAAGAUAAAACCUGCUGAACCAGCAUUUGGGAUAUUUUGUGCUGAAGUUGGUUCUACAGUUUACGCUGCUGGGCUCGUAUAAAGUUUGGUUGGUAUUUGAUUUGUCUACGGUUUUAUCUUUUCACUGUGUUGCACACUAACUGACAUGAGUUAAUGUUCUUUUAACAAUGCACUUUUUUAAAAUCAUAUUUCUUAUUUGCUUUUCAUCGCUUUGCUAGAGUAUCCCAAGCACUUUAAGCUUUUUCCCAUUUUUUCAUGUUGCAACAACAAACUUCUCUGCGUUUGGACGGGAUUUUAUUUAAUAGACGAAACACAAAGUUGUUGUUUGGUACAAUGAUGCUGCCACCACCGUGUUUUACCAUGGGAGUGGUGUGUUCAGGGUGAGUAAAAAAAUUUUUUUUUAAAUUUAACUACAGUUUCUGUACUAGAUUUGAGUCUGGACUUGGAUUGAGCCUUUUAAUAGGAGCACUUCCCUGUCCCGUGUGGGUUAAAGCAUCCCCACAGCAUCCUGCUGCCACUACUCUGUUUUGCCAUGGCAUGCAUUUGUACUCUUCCAUCCUUUUUCUAUUUCUAAGCUUCCAUCUUCAGCUCCUUUUUAAUACAAAAUUAACCAAAACAGUGUAUGAAUACUUUUGAUCCAAAGUCAGGGUCUUGCAAAGAAAUUUCUUUUUUUUAACCUGACAUCUACUGAACUGUUACUCCUCAUUUUUUUUGUAUCUUUCCUUCCUAAGCGUCGGAUUUUCUUGUUACCUCUCAAAGUGAUUUAGAGCUGUAGCUUUCCAUGCUUCCUGAAAGUCUUUCAAAGAUUUUUUUCCUUUUUUUUUUUUUUUUUUUUGUCUGCUGUUCAAUCAUUAUCGGUCCGAUACCUGAUCUAUUUAUACAUACCGUGUCUUUGGGUCUGUCCUAUUAGGCCAGUUAACACUGAGCUUCUUAACACGCUAGAAUGAUUCAAAGUUCAGAAGAAAUCCUAUGAAUCUCUGGUUAAAAACAUCCAAAUGAAAACUUUCAUAAAUGACUGGAGAAUUUCUUCUUAGGACCAAAGCAAAGGGGAAAAAGUGAAGUUUUUGUACAUUUCAAAAUCCGUCAUUCAAAUACACUUUUUUUUUUCCCGUGCCAGUCUAAGCCAAACAAAAGUUGUCGCAUCAAAUUUCCAUUGGUAUAUAAAUCCCUACAAAGACGCCAUGUUGGACUGAAUGAAGUCUGCACCAGUGUAGCUGCACUCAAGAGCCAAGAUAUGAAAAGCGUGGAGGCAAAUAUUCCCUGCAGCAGGGAGAAUGUAAAACAUAACUAAACCUAAAAUACAAUCAUUCUUAAAAUAAGUAAAAGCUUUUUCUUUUUUUUUCCUGUUUUGCUCUGUUUUAUGUUUUCAGAAGCUCUAAGUCGACGCUGCCUCGGCUGAAAGUAUCUCGAUGUGUGGAUGUAGUUUUAGUAUAUGCAGUAAUUUAUUUUAGGCCUGGGAUGAGCGACGGUGCAAUGGUUUAAUUUUGCUGUUUCUUUUUUAUGGGCUUUUUAUUUAUGUAAUGUAUCUCGUAAUUUCUGUUGUGAAUGUCCGAACAAGAUGUUUAUAAGACCGUUGGCUUUCCAUUAGCUUUGGAUGCAACCAGAGAUUUCUUGCAAAAGCUACAGGAUGACAUAAAAAAGUUGCUUAUGGAUUUGUACAAUCCUAAUAUAGACAAUAUUUGCAUGCUUGUGUCAGUUUGAGUUUAUUUACUGGACUUCAAAAAGAGAACUGAGUCUAAAGAGUUUAGCAGAAGAUAAGAGAAGCAUCCAUUAAGAAAAGAAAUGCCUAAUUGCUAAGUUUUAAAAGGAGCUUAUUUAAAAAAAAAUAGAAAAAUGUUUCUAAAACAGUUAAAUAAACUUUAAAUUAAACAUUUUAAGAAAAAAAUAAAAAUUGGUGAAUACAUCUGAAUGCCUGGAGCAUCUGCAGAGAAUAAAACGUAUGAAAGCAGUAAGGCUAUAAAGCUAAUAGCAUUAGCAGCUAAAAGUUAAGGAGUUAAAUAAAGGCCUUUUUGAUGGAUUUUUAAGUUGUUGAUGGUUACCCUGGUAAAGUUAAAGUAUCAAUAUACUUUAAAUCAGUACUAUUGUUUCCCAAUGUCAAUAAACAGAAACAUUGACUGAAAUUUCAACAAGCUACAUUUCUCUUGAUGUAGCUUAGUUUAGCUAAUUUAACUUCAUUUUGCCCUGAGAUUGGGGAAGGUUGCAACCUUGAAAUAAACUUUUUUUAUCCUGUUCCUUAUCUGUUAAAAAGUACAUUGAUACAAGGUGUAAUAUUGCCUCUAAAUAUUACAGCAGAAUAACACUGUUUAGUUUCUUAUUUAACUAAAAAAAAAGAGUAAAUAAACAACAAAUAAUACUUAGCUUAUUUGAAAUGCACUAAAAUGUUAGAUUUUAGAUGCAAAGUGUAUUUUCAAAAUUGAAUUAGUUGCAAGUGUAAAACUUGCAACUAGUUUCUGCAAGCGGCUGCAUAGCUCAGUGUAGCUUAGCUUAACUUAGCUCAUUUUAGAUAAUUUGCCAUAGUUUGGGCCUAAAAUUCAAGGCCUAAGCCAAACUCUUUAUAGUCUUUGAAAUGAACAAAGCUUUAAACUCAGAAGUGUAUUUUCAGAGUUGUAUUGUUUCUGAACAAUAAACUGAAAACCUUAUCACCAUAAAACAAUCAAAUGCUUCGAUUAAAAUGUCUUAGCAUAGCUUAUUUUAGCUAGUUUAACUUCAUUCGGCCUUAAGAUUUGGGUAAAUCAAAAUUAAACUAUUUAUCGAUGUCUCUGAAAUACACUAAAAGUUUGUCAUUUCUUAUAAAUGCACUUAAAAUCAACAGUUCAUACUCCUUCUGCUGUCCGAUAUUUGUUGCACUCAAGUUAACCAUCUUGGACAUUUUCCCCCCCAACAUAACUGAAACCAUCUGCAUUAUGUCAGAGCAGCAGCUGUUUUUUGUUUCCUGCAGAUGAUGUGGUGCUGUGCUCCUCUUGUACCGUCCAUUGAAGAAAUCUCGUUAGCUAAUUAAUGACAUGUUUAUAUUACACCCUGAAUCAUCUGAGCGUGAUUGAGGCCCUUUCUUAGAAGAAUGUGAAGUACGAUUUAUUUGUAUCGUCACCCAACUUUUGCACAUCGGCUCAGGUUCGGUUAUGAUUUACCUAUGUUGGGUUUUCUGAAUGCAGUCAUUUACAACUAGCUGUACAUGAAGUCUUCAGUCCAGUUCCAUCUACCUGAUUGUUGUCAUUUUUGCUGUACUACAAAUGUUUGUUUGUUUUCCUGCGCAACACUACCAGGUUAGAAAACUUGUAAAGCUGAGGGGGAUUUUUUUUUUGUAGCAAAGAUCGACUUUGAGGCCUAGUUGGGGGUUGUUGUUAGCUAACUAUCGUGCUACCCUUACUUCAAUGUGAAUGUGAGAUGUAAUUUUAUAAAGGAACACGACCUCAUUGAGUGAUAAACUACUAUUUUGAUGUCUCCUCGCACAAGCUUGACGUCGGAUGGAGACGAGCGAUGUUUACCUUUGGUGUUUCUUACCCAGGAAUAAAAAAAAGACAAUAAAGAUCCAUG